AUGGUGUUCGGCCUGCCCUUCCUGGAGUUUUCCAAGCUUCAGCACGUGGAGCUGUUUGCUGGACAAUGUGCGGUCACGUGGUCAGAGCUGAAGGACGAGGGGCGCAAGGCAAUUGCGAUGGAUGUGGAAAUUGGGGGCGAGGUAAUGGACUUGACCACCAACGCGGGAUUUGUUGCUGCUCUUUACCACACCUGCAGACUAUCACCCGGCUCGGGGUGGCUGGCGGCUCCAGUUUGCUCUUCAUUCGUCUUUAUGUCGCAUGGAACGACAAAGCGGAGCGCUUCAAGACCACUGGGAGAAGAGUCAUAUCCCAGUGUUGCUCUGGGCAAUCUUUUGCUGGCCCGGACGCUGGUUAUCUUGAUGGUGGCCCAUGCUUUGGGGUGCAUGUGGAUUCUGGAACAACCGAAAGGUAGUGUGAUGGAACUUCACCCUCUUUUUCAAGAGAUGAUGGGCAAGCUCACCAUGUGGAAGCAUACAAUAUCCAUGGGGAGAUAUGGAGCUAAUUCUGACAAGCCAACAUGGCUUUAUGCGAGCCACAACUGUGUCGAAGACCUCGAAGACUUCAAGCCUAAGUGGCUUCCAGAGCGUGAGGAAGUCGAGAUGGCUGUUAUCUAUGAGGAUUCGAAAGGGCUGAAGCGGGUGAAAGGUGGACGCCACCUCAAAGCUUCCCAAGCUUAUCCAAUUGG
This is a messenger RNA of Durusdinium trenchii, 686 nucleotides long. The record is from the annotation of a GenBank genome assembly. Lineage: Eukaryota; Dinophyceae; Suessiales; Symbiodiniaceae.